UGACAUUUAUAAUUUAUUUACAUUUAGUAAUGGUGAUUUUUCUAUAAUUUAAUUUUAAACAAUGCUCUUGCAUUGUUCCUUGACUAUUUUACCAAAACCAUACACUUUCCUCAUUUCAAAGUACAUGUUUAAACUAAAAACCUCUCAUUUAAACAACAUCAACAACCCUAUUCACAUAAUAAAGUGUAACAAAUGUUACUACAAACACCACUACUCAUCAGAAGUAGAAAGUGUGAUAAACAGACAGAUCCAGGCUGAGCAGCAAGCAGCACAGGACUACCUGAGCAUGGCGGUGACAUUCCUCCAUCCGGCCAUGUCCCGACCUGGAGCUGGCGGCUUCUUCAUGAGCAUGUACGACGAGGAACUCGGUCACAUGCAGGACUUUAUCAACUACCAGCUAAUGAGAGGAGGAACCCCGGCUAUAACCUGUGUGAAAGAGCCCCCAGAUAACAAAAAUCUCACACUGCUAAGUGCUUUUGAGAAAGGUCUGGCUAUGGAGAAACUUGUGACUGAGUUACUAGAGGAUGUUGUGAAAGUAGCAGAAACAGCUAAUGACUAUGAGUGUGCGGACUUUGUGACCUCUGUGUUCCUGAAAGAGCAAUUCAAGUCCAUAAACGAGAUGGCCCACCAUGUGACAAGGCUGGCCCGCUUGAAGGACGAACAUGCCAUUUAUCACUAUGACCUGGAGCUAUGCAAGUCCCAUCCCUAUACACCUAAAAUACCAAAAUAAUUACCUCUUGUAAAUGA
Messenger RNA from Plutella xylostella (diamondback moth), 747 nucleotides. RefSeq names its product soma ferritin. Gene Ontology annotation, molecular function: ferrous iron binding; ferric iron binding. NCBI's taxonomy places the organism in Eukaryota, Metazoa, Arthropoda, Insecta, Lepidoptera, Plutellidae. The record is from RefSeq and is a predicted model, not a curated record. Gene Ontology annotation, cellular component: cytoplasm. Gene Ontology annotation, biological process: iron ion transport; intracellular iron ion homeostasis.